Messenger RNA from Cannabis sativa, 2136 nucleotides. RefSeq lists its product as uncharacterized. The transcript has 8 exons. Gene Ontology annotation, molecular function: cysteine-type peptidase activity. Gene Ontology annotation, biological process: proteolysis. The record is from RefSeq and is a predicted model, not a curated record. Lineage: Eukaryota; Viridiplantae; Streptophyta; Magnoliopsida; Rosales; Cannabaceae. Bases 1 to 1734 code for a protein of 577 amino acids.
AUGCCUGAGUUUGUUUUUCAUCCACAAGUCGUUCAUAGUUUAUUACUAAGGGAAGUUUUACAGCCUAAUCCUAAGGAGUUUUGGGCUAAGGUUGCUGGCCGUUGCAUACGGUUUAGUGCCGAAGAAUUUUACCUGAUUUCUGGUUUAGAUUGUUUCGGUGAUUGCAACAAGAUUCUGAACUGGAGCAACACCAUCGUCACCAAAAAUCCAACCCUUCGAGACUUGAAGGGCAAGAUUUUUGAUUUACCUUUGGAGAAGGUACUUUACGAUAAAAAACAUGCGUCCUGCGAUGAAGAGAGGCAGCAGCUUCAACUUGACGGUCUAUUUCUCGAUGAAUCUAUUGAUGAACGUGGUGUAGCGAAGCAAUCCUUCGAGGGUGGCUCAUCUUCAAAGAAGUCUGAUUCAGCAGAUAUUGAUUGGAUGAAAUCUAAGCUGGAGAUGCUCAGCAUUCUUCUUGUUCCUUCUGCUGAUGUGAAUCCUUCUGAGGAUGUUGGAGGGAGUGAUAAAAAUGUUAAGGAUGUUGAGAAGCCGAAGGGCGAUGAGUCUCGAUUGAAGGGGGACGAUUUCUUUGAUGGGUUGAGCCAGCUUGUAAUAGAUGAUGAUCAAGUUGUGUUGGCUGGCUUGGAGGCUGUUGCUAAAAUCAAUGUCCCCGCACCCAAUCCAGAUGUUGUUGGUGAAAAGUCAGAUGCCCUUCAUACUGAUGAAGAAACUGAGGAUACUGUCUCUGAUACACCUCUGUUGGAUAAGAGGAAGCGUGCUCCGGCCUUGAAAUCUCCAUUUGUUGAUUUCGGGUCUGCUGAUGUCGGGAGCACUCCAAUGGAGCUUAUGUCCUCAGGUUCUCAAUCAGUUGGGGAUGAUAGGGAUUUCAAAAUGGUGACUUAUGUGAAGGGCCUUUAUGCUCUUAAUGAUGCUUUUGCUGAUCCCGUAUCUACCGAGAUUGAGGCAAAAUUUGACUCUUGGAUUGGUGAAGGAUUGCUUAAACAUCCCAGGCAUUAUAAUUGUUAUGAAGACGGCGCAAAGAAAUUUACCCCGGGUUUUAGGCUAGGUGUUGAUUAUGUUGAGGAUAAAACUUGGUUUUACCAUUUGGCCACAUGCGACAUGUUUAUGAACGACUCGCAUAUGAACACCAUAUUCUAUUACCUUUGGAAAAAAGGUAAGUAUUCUUCCGCUGUGACGUUGAAUUUCGCAACUACUGAUUGUCUUUUUGAUGAUUCCAUCCAAGCAUUGUACCACAAAUUUAACAAGGCCAAGUCAAUGAAGACUAAGAUGUCACACAUUCACGCUGCCCACCCAAUUGCGCAUUACAUCCGAGGUAUGCGCAUUCCCUGUUCCAAGCCUUGGUAUGAAGCCGAUCACGUGCUUUUCAUCAUCAAUUUAAGAAGGGAAAGUCAUUGGGUUUUUGGGCGUCUUGACGUGCACGAAAGGACGUUAUUUCUGUACAAUUCUUUGAGAACCGCGAAGAUGAAUGCCGCAGCUAGGAAUGCGAUGAAGGCUUAUUCCGUGUUGCUGCCCUUGUUUUUCGAUUUACUUGGGUUCUGGAAGAAUAGAGCACAAGUUCCUGCCUCAGUUUCUGACCCUACAGCUCCAUUCAGAAUCGUGGAGCUUAGUGGUCUUGCGUCUCAGCAGAAGAAUGAUUGUGGAGCAUAUGUUGCUGCCUUUGCUGAAUUCUUUAUACACGGAAAGGAUGUCCCUGCAGACUUUGACAUCGAAGUUUAUCGAACCCGACUUGCUUGACUUUUCUACUCGUACGGACAAAGGAAAAUUGACGAAAGUAUUGACAGCGAGGAUGAGAAGCAAACCAAGUCUUCUAAGGCAUCUAAAUUGAAGAAAUAGGAUCUUUUAAUUUGGUGGCUCUAUUAUGUUAUUUGUUGAAUCUAUUUACUUGACAAGUUUUAGUGUUGUUGUGUGUUUAAAACUAUGUAGCUGGUUUAAAACUUUUAGGAUAUUUGACAUUCACUCCUUAUAAUAUCUUUAUUGUAUAGGUUUGUAUUUCCCAAAGUUGUGUGUUUUUUUAAUUGUUCAAGUUCUUAUAUACGGUCGCACAACUAUGGAGAAACUAUUAACCAACUAAAUACAAACUAUGUUUUCAUUUUUCCUAAAUAGUGCUAUGAAUGUAUAUUUAUUCUUCGUAUUCCA